Messenger RNA from Pocillopora verrucosa, 535 nucleotides. The record is from RefSeq and is a predicted model, not a curated record. Lineage: Eukaryota; Metazoa; Cnidaria; Anthozoa; Scleractinia; Pocilloporidae.
UAGUAAUAAGCGACACAAUUCUUUAUUACGAUAAGCAAGAUCGGAUGAAAAUUUUCAACUUCUAAAGAAAGAAUUCCGUUUCUACGACGUCUGGGACAAUUUGCACACAAGUUUGCAGGUGUAUUUCUCUUGGAGAGCUGGAAUAAGGUGUUGUCUCCCAAGUGAUAUCCUCCAUAUCAGCUAUUUUUUAAAAAGACGAUGAUGAUUUCGAUCAGUCGGCUACGACGAACUAUCGCCUUGAGCAUGCUCCUUUUUAACAUCAGUGGAACAACGGGAUAUCCUUCGGGAAUUGAAAUUGUAAAUGCAUCAUUCUGUGGAAAUUAUGAUAAGCCUCCAACGUUUAAAGUUUCUCAUUGGCCUUUCAUUCCCACUGGUGUUCUUGUCAAUUUGAGUGUAACAUUUACACCUGUGGUGAAUGUUUUGGAGGCGAUCUUACAAUACGAAUUGGUCUCAGCAGACGGUGAGGUUGUUUUCAGGAACAGAUACGACCGUGUAUGCAUUUCUUCCCCAGAUCUGUGCAGCUUACCUGCUGGUG